Molecule: messenger RNA, 3192 nt
Organism: Sceloporus undulatus (fence lizard)
Lineage: Eukaryota; Metazoa; Chordata; Lepidosauria; Squamata; Phrynosomatidae
Product: cytochrome P450 4B1-like
Exons: 12
Coding region: 290-1819 (509 amino acids)
Molecular function (GO): oxidoreductase activity, acting on paired donors, with incorporation or reduction of molecular oxygen; iron ion binding; heme binding
Source: RefSeq, a predicted model, not a curated record
UCAAGGGCUCUUGUUUUAGUUAUUUAUUAACUCAAGCUUUUAAUGCCGAUAUUUUCUAUUCUGAUUGUGGAAUUGGAGAGCUAGAUUAGAAGAAUGCUGAAUGUUUUCUGUUCUUUCAUUUGUUUGCUCACUUUUGCAGUGCUACUGCUAAUUCCAUUCUACUGAAAUAUGAUAACUAUGAUUCAACCACCAAUCAGUUUCACAUAACUGCAUUAUAACAUGUUUGCACUGGAGCAAUAACUAUAUUUAAAUAGAGAGUCCUGGAAUCUGCGAUCAGUCACUGAGAAAAAUGCGUGCUGUCCUGUCUAAUUUGAUAGAUAUGGAUUUCCAUGUGUUUAUUUAUGCUGCUGCUUCUUUCUGCCUGGCCAGCCUGCUCUUGAAAGUCAUCCAGUUGUGCCAAAGAAGACAGAGGUUGGUUAGAUCACUAGAGAGCUUUCCAUGCCCUCCAAAGCACUGGUUUUAUGGCCACACCAAUGAGCUUGGUCGGGUUGGGGAACUACAUACACUGCAGUCUUGGUCGGAAAAAUAUCCCUUUGGUCAUUCCUUGUGGUAUGGAGCUUUUUUGGGAUUCUUGAACAUUUACGAUCCAGAGUAUGCCAAGGCUGUAUACAGCAGAGGAGAUCCAAAGGCUCUUGAUUUUUAUGGAUUUUUUCUCCCAUGGAUUGGUAAAGGGCUACUGGUUUUAGAUGGGCCCAAAUGGUUCCAACACCGCCGACUUCUGACUCCAGCAUUCCAUAGUGAUAUUUUAAAGUCAUAUGUGCCACUGAUGGUUGACUCCAUUCAAGUGAUGCUGGAAAAAUGGGAGAAGCUGAUCUCAGCAGAUAAAUCCUUGGAUAUUUUCCCACUCGUUGGCUCCAUGACACUUGACAGCAUGUUGAAGUGCCUUUUCAGUUAUGACAGCAACUGCCAGAAUCACAGUGACAAUGAGUAUGUCCAGCAAAUCUCUAUCCUCAGCUGCUUGAUGCAGGAAAGAAUACAGAGGUUUCUGUAUCACAAUGAUCUUAUCUAUCGUUUUACUCCUCAUGGACACCGCUUUUUCAAGGCUUGCAAAAUUGCUCAUCGCCACACAGAAAAACUGAUCCAGGAGAGAAAGGCACUUCUCAAAGAUGAACGAGAACUUGAAAAAAUCCGAAAGAAGAAACAUCUAGAUUUGCUGGAUAUUCUUCUUCUUGCCAAAGAUGAAAAUGGUUCUGGAUUAUCUGAUGAAGACAUACGUUGUGAAGUGAACACAUUUAUCUUUGGAGCCCAUGAUUCUGUAACUAGUGGGAUUUCCUGGACCUUAUAUGCAAUGGCCCAGAACCCUGACCACCAAGAAAGAUGCAGAGAAGAGAUACUGGACAUUGUUGGGAAGCGAAAAACAUUGCAAUGGAAUGAUCUUGGUAAGAUGACUUACACUACAAUGUGUAUUAAAGAAAGCCUCCGCGUUUAUCCUCCAGUUGCUCAAGUGUAUCGAGAACUCAACAAACCUGUCACAUUUUUUGAUGGAAAGACAUUGCGUGAAGGUAGCUUGAUAUCCCUGAAUAUUUACGCUCUUCAUAAAAAUCCCAAAGUGUGGAAGAAUCCUGAGAUCUUUGAUCCCAAGAGGUUUUCUCCAGAGAAUACAUCUCAUCGACAUCCUUAUGCCUUUUUAGCUUUUGCUGCUGGGCCCAGAAACUGCAUUGGACAACAAUUUGCUUUAAUGGGGCUGAAGCUGGCUGUUGCUUUGACUCUGCUGCAUUUUCAAGUCUCACCAGAUCCUGCUAAUCUUCCUCUUGAAAAACCUGAACUUGUCACGCGCUCCUGGAAUGGAAUGCAUUUAUAUUUUAAAAAACUUGAAUGAUAAUAUGCACAAUACACUGUUUAUUUAAUUAUAGUGAUCUCUUCUAUUCAAAAUACCCAGAAUGGUAUAAAACCUGUAAUGCAAUGAAUGUAAAUGUAGUAGUAUAACUAAAUCUUUUUGAAAAGUAGUGACAAACAAUACUUUAAAGGAAACAGAAUUCUAUAGAGCUAGCAGCAAUAAAAGUAGUAAUUUCUCAUCAAAAACUUGUCGGAAUUAGUUUAUCUUUCACUUCUGGCAAAGACCUGCAAAGAACAGACUAAAAAUUUAUCUUUGCUUUAGAAAAACUUAAAAGGGUUCAGGAAAGGAUGCUGACAGUCAUUUCAUGGGUAAAGUGAAAUAUAUUAGUGCUAUCUUUUUUUUUAAAAAAAAAGUUUUGAUUUUUUUAAAUACAGCAGAAACAUACCACUUGUUGUUUAAUGUCUUCGAUUAAUCACAUUUGCCCAGCAUUACUUCCCCCCACUCUUAUCAGUAGUGCCAUGCAUCUGUCCAUGACUACACUAAACUCUGCAAUAUAUAAUCCAAUUAUACUUAUAUCAAAGGCACGAGGAUUUCAUAUCUACUCUCCUUGAUACCAGCGCACUAUGCCAACAGAUUAUGGCCAAGAUCCUAUAUGUGCUCAUAGCUCUGCACGUGCAGUUUCAAAUUCUCACAAAGUUUGGCAGCUGUUAAAAUCUUGGAGGAACCUCUCUUGAUAAAGAGAGGGAGAUGGGAGGUAAUGUAAACAAUAGAGAAACAGUUGGGAGUCAGCACAAUGUCAAAGGAGGAUUAGCAUAUGGUUCUGAAUAUUUUUUUUGGAUUUUGCUUUCUGGAUAGAACAUAAAGACAAGGGAAUAGCCCUUUCAGCUCCAUGCAAGGAGAGACUCAGGUGUGUGUGACUCAUUAAUAGGAAGUUGGCCUAUAUGCGUGUAAUUACAUCUUAAUGUAAGAUGAAUAAUUAAUACAAUCUUUAAUUAAAUAAUUGUUUCAAAUAACAUGUAUCAAGACUAAAGAUUCAUUCACUGGACAACUGAUUCUUGCAGCUGAUUCACUGCUGCUAUGUGUUACUUUGCAUAUGGAGAUUAUCGCACAGCGUUUUCCUACUAUACUGGGCAUGGGAUGUAAACUGGACGGAACGAAUGUUAUCGCACAGCCCCAUUCUCAUGCAGUACUCAUCGCUCACCCAGUCUGGCCUUCUCCCAUUCCUGGUCCAAAAUGGGAAAUUCCGUUCAUUGCUGUCAUGAUCACUUUGAGGCUGUUCCAGGUGAUGUGUAUGUGAUAAUCCUGCCAAUCUCAAUGUGUCCUUGUGUUCUGAUUGGUCAGGACUCCUUCCUCCCCUCCUGUCCUAUUACACUCCCCAAACUCUACUCUUAUUCUGGUUGUGACAUGAGGAGGAU